CAGAAAUGGUAUUGCGAACUUUCUCCGCACGUUCUCUGUUGCCUGUUAUCGGUCCCCCACUCCUUGCUUGAUACUGUAUGUCCUUAGGCACCGAUUGAAAGGUACCUGCACUAGACCUACCUUAACAACCACUUCCCGCCUUGGCCUACACCACCAUCGCGAUUCCCGAGAAUCUGCCGCGCGUAUAUCGUCGAUGUCGGAGAUCGCAGAUAAACAGAACUGUACCGUGACGACUCCUCCGUAUCUCGUGUUUAAUUUUCCCCGCACAAGAACUUUCGGAUUUAUCCCACACCACCUGAGAGCCCCAAGAUAUUUUCAUGCAGGGACGGAGCCUAUUUGGACUCUGUAUAUCAAGAACUUCACGCUGUUCUCACCUCGGCUUCUGUUUCGACCUCCUCUUUCCCCCUCAGUGCGCGACACGUUUUGUAGGCACCGACGAUGCCGCCCCAACGACAUGCUCCAGAAUGGACAGUAGUCGAUUUCAUCUACACAGGAUACUGGUGGAGGAACCGAGGCAUUUUGAUCCUGAACAUUUGCCUCCUUCUACCCCUCCUCACUGCAGUCGUAAACGGGAUUGAUUCGUCGCUGGUCAAUGGACUCCAGAUUCUGCCAGAUUGGCAGGAAUUCUUCGGGCACCCAUCGGGAAAGGUCCUAGGCCUAAUCAACUCUGCUCAAAACAUCGGUGGAUUCAUCGGCUUACCCAUGACACCGUUUGCCUCCGACAUUUUGGGAAGGAGGGCAACAUUGUUCAUUGGGUCUCUGAUUAUGCUCGCUGGAGUAGCCGUUCAGAUCACCGCAAGUAGCGUAAAGAUGUUCAUCGGUGCCCGAGUUAUCAUCGGUUUUGGUCUUACAUUCUGCACGAAUGCGGCACCCUUACUUUUGAUCGAGCUCGCGUAUCCUACACAGCGAGGGAAAAUUACCUCCCUGUAUAACUCCAGUUGGUACGUCGGAAGUGUUGUGGUCGCAUGGGUCUGUUUCGGCUCCUUCCAAAACAUGAAGGGUGAUUGGUCAUGGCGAACCCCGUCCUUGGUCCAAGCAGGUAUUCCAUUACUGCAAGUUUUAUUGGUCUGGUUCAUACCGGAAAGCCCUCGUUACCUUGUGUCGAAAGGAUUUGAGGGAAAAGCUGCCCGGAUCUUCGCGAAAUACCAUGCGAAUAGUAACGACGAACACGACCCUCUUGUGGUCUUUGAGAUAGCCCAAAUACGACAUGCCAUACGGUUGGAACAGGAGAUUAACAAAGACACCUCGUUCAAAUCCCUAUUCGCGACCCCUGGGAACAGGAAACGAAUGAGAAUCAUCAUUGCCAUUGCAUGCUUCUCACAAUGGAGCGGGAAUGGCCUUGUCUCUUACUACAUAAAUUUAGUACUGGAAGGUGUCGGAAUAAACAGUACCGAAACGAAGGCAGCGAUAAACGGUGGUUUACAGAUUUUCAACUUAAUCGUUGCUUAUACUGCCUCUCUGCUCGUGGACUGGGUCGGUCGAAGACCGCUCUUCAUCAUCUCGAACACUGGAAUGCUAAUAGCCUUCGGCCUAUGGACAGUAACAGAGGCGUUGUUCAAUGCUCUUCAGAAAACCGCUGCUGCCAAAGCCACCAUUCCGCUCAUUUUCAUUUAUUAUCUUUUCUAUGAUAUUGCCUACUCGCCGAUGCUCGUGGCCUACACACUAGAGAUUCUCCCUUAUCGCAUACGAGCAAAGGGGUUCGCUGUGAUGAAUAUGACUGUGUUCCUGACGAUAGCAUUCAAUCAAUUCGUUAAUCCUUGGGCUAUCGACGCUAUCGGCUGGUGGUAUUACAUUGUAUACUGUGGAUGGCUCAUCAUUGAACUCGUCUUCGUCGUAACGUAUAUUGUGGAGACCAAAGGACGAACACUGGAAGAAACGGCAGCCCUCUUUGACGGUGAACAGCCGCAGGAAGACUUACAGGUCCUGGGGGGAGAUGCCGCGACGAUGUCCAUGACGAUGAGUCGCGCGAACGGUGUUACAGUUACAGUUGAAAGACACGAAUCUCGUUCUGACGAUGACUCGGCCUCCCUGCCUGAGAAGAAGCACAGGGAGUAUGAUUAUUACUACGAGCUCGGCAAGCUUGAUCGGAAUUUUGCGUCUCCUUCGUCAUCGUAGUGUUCGUAUACUUAUACUUUGUUUGUAUUCCGAGAUAACCUGUCACUCAUUUACCCCCCAAAAAAAAUUUGCAAGCUGU
Molecule: messenger RNA, 2194 nt
Organism: Marasmius oreades (fairy-ring Marasmius)
Lineage: Eukaryota; Fungi; Basidiomycota; Agaricomycetes; Agaricales; Marasmiaceae
Exons: 17
Coding region: 439-2115 (558 amino acids)
Biological process (GO): transmembrane transport; carbohydrate transport
Cellular component (GO): membrane
Molecular function (GO): carbohydrate:proton symporter activity
Source: RefSeq, a predicted model, not a curated record